Molecule: messenger RNA, 795 nt
Organism: Rhinocladiella mackenziei CBS 650.93
Lineage: Eukaryota; Fungi; Ascomycota; Eurotiomycetes; Chaetothyriales; Herpotrichiellaceae
Exons: 2
Coding region: 1-795 (264 amino acids)
Biological process (GO): rRNA processing
Cellular component (GO): nucleus; preribosome, small subunit precursor; preribosome, large subunit precursor
Source: RefSeq, a predicted model, not a curated record
AUGUCUGAAGAGGUUGAGAUUCAGCCCAUUCCCUCCGUCAAGGAUCUGGCGAGCAGUGAACCCUUCAUCCGACGGUCAUGUCUCAAGGACAUCAUCUUCCACCUCAAUGACCGUAGUGCGACGGCUCCAUUAACACUAACCCAAUGUCUCCAACUCUGGCGUGGCCUGUACGUGGCACUCUAUAUGCACGACAGCAAGAAUGCCAUAUCUGUGCAAAAUCUCACUGCCGAGCUUGCUGGCACAGUACGGGCGAUGUUUGCUAAAGACGAGGAACGGGGCUCCGAUGGCCAGACUUCAUCAUGGCUGGCCACGUGGGCUUCUGCAUUUUGGGCGACAAUUUGCAGAGAGUGGGCUUCGAUAGACCAGUGGCGUAUGAACAAAGUUCUCUUGCUGGUGCGGUUUUUCUUGAGGGAAACAUUCAAUGUCAUACUAGUCUCGGUGUCAAAGACCGAUGUGGACGUUAAAGCAACUUCGAAAAAUUUGUUGACGACCCAAAUAACAGUUCUCGAGACCUGGCCGCUCAGCCCUCGAGACCGAAAGGUUCCAGACGGAUUGAGACUUCAUGUCCUUGAUAUCUGGGUGGAUGAGUUAGCUGGACAAAUCGGUUCUGCUGAAAGAGGAAAUGAUGAGUCCAAAGGCAAUCAAUCUGGAAACCUCAAGUCUCACCUGAUAGAGGCUUCAACUAGAUGUAUGACGCCGGUGGAAAAUUUGAGCAAAGAAGCAUUAAGCAAGGGAGUGAAACUCAGAGCCAAAGAUGCAUUGAAGAUCUUUCAGGAAAAGUUUUCAGCAUCGUGA